Molecule: messenger RNA, 2100 nt
Organism: Colius striatus (speckled mousebird)
Lineage: Eukaryota; Metazoa; Chordata; Aves; Coliiformes; Coliidae
Gene: ZWILCH
Product: zwilch kinetochore protein
Exons: 18
Coding region: 30-1814 (594 amino acids)
Biological process (GO): protein localization to kinetochore; mitotic spindle assembly checkpoint signaling
Cellular component (GO): RZZ complex
Source: RefSeq, a predicted model, not a curated record
GAGGCGGCGCGGCGGGGGCGGCUGCGGCCAUGGGCGCGGAGCGGCGGCGCAGCGCGGCCGAGGGGCUGUACCGGAGCCUCCGCCGGAUAUACGAGGAACGGAGGGAAGGCGCCCCGGAGCACCCGCGGCUCUUUGAGACUGAUGUAGAGAUCUGUUGGAUUGGUGAUAGCUGCAAAAGUCCCAUUGAAAGAUUUUGGCAUGGCAACAGUAUGCAAUAUAUUUUGCAGAAAGCAAGGCACAAUGAAGAAAGUGACCCUGUGGAAGAAUCAGAAAGAGAUGAUGUUUAUGGCUCUGAGCUUUUGCCAACAGAGAGUUCUGGACCUGCGGCUCUUUCUGUCACAAGAGCAAAGCAGUUGAUUUCCUUAUAUACAAUGGUACAAAAUCCAAACAUGACCCACUUGAAGUUAGGUGAACUGGUGAUGCUUCCCCCCGUCUGGAUAAGGUGUGAUGGUUCUGAUCCUGAGCACACUUACUGGCUUGGAGCUGAGCCUCUCAAAGCUGGAAAUAAAAUCAGCGGGAUCAAUCUCUAUAUGGUCACCUGUGAUGGUCCUACAGCUGAUAAAACCUCUUUUGCAAACCUGGAAGAGCUCCAAAUGACACACAAAAUGAGACAUCAUUCCUCUCAUGUGAUGACAAAAGGAUUUGCUCAGUAUGAACUUAUUAGAGCUGCUGCAAUAGAGGACACCAUUGUAGAAUCAGAAAGCAGUAUAUAUGUUGAUAUUACAUGGAACACUGUAGAUAAGAUUCUGGAGAUGCCUCCACUAAUUUCAUCUGCCACACUGAAUAUUACACUGGAGUCUGGGGACCCCAGAAGUCCUGUCUAUCAGCUCUACAGAGAACUGCAGUUUCUCCUUGCUUUGGCUGAAGGUUUGAAGACAGGUGUGACUGAGUGGCCUGAGCCAUUAGAGUCUGAAUCGGCCGUUGAACUGGUCCAGGAAUUUCUGACUGAUUUAAAGAAGCUGGAUGGACAUUGUGUGUCUGGAAACAAGAAGGAGACAGAGAAAAUCAAAUGUGACACAGCUGCAGUGGCCAGCUCAAUAAAAUCAAUCUUCAGUGAGCGAGGAGACCUGGAUUUUGCUGAACAAUUAUGGUGCAAAAUGAGAAGUGUCAGUUCCUAUCAGGAGUUGGUCCAGUGCUUCACAUUGGUCAUGAAAUCCCUGGAACGUGGUGAGAUACAGCCCUGGAUUCAUCAAGGGAGCAGCAGUUUUCUAAGUAAUUUGAUUCAACAGUCUUAUCAUGGAAAGAUGGAGGCUGUUUCCCUCAGUGGCAUCACUCCAAUUCAAAUGCUUUUGGAAGUUGGUUUGGAUAAGAUGAAGAAGGAUUAUGUCAGUUUUUUCAUAGGUCAGGAACUUGCAACAUUGACCUACUUGGAUUACUUCAUUUCUACAUCAGUAGAUCUACAAGAACAAGUUCAUCGUGUUCAAAAGCUUCACCAUAUGCUGGAAAUAAUGGUCAGCUGUACAGUCUUACUUCAGUUCAAGCAUGAGAACCUCUUCCCUUUAACACAAAUUUGCAUGAACUAUUACAAGGAACACCCUCUAAAUGAGAAGCAUGUGUUUCAACUGCCAAUCAGACCAGCACUUGUCAAGAAGUUCUAUCAAAAUGAUCACCCAGAAGUAUGGAAGGUGGACAUAAGCAGUGGGCAUGGACAGAAGGAGGUUAAAACGACGUGGCAGCUUAGCACUAAUCCUCCAGUUGAACACAUGGCAUCAAGCAGUGCAGGUCUCUUUUCCGACUCCAUGGUUGAUGGAAGCAGUGAAGAAACGAUGUAUUUUGUUACAAUGGCGAAGUGCAGUCAGGUGCAUUUCACAUAAGGCAGGCACUUGAAAGGUACAGUAAGGGGGAAAGUUCAGUAUUGUCUGGGUCCAACAGAGUAUUUAGAACCACUCUGUGAUUUGAAGAGCAGUCCUUCUUACUGAUUUACUUGCUUUGGUCUGGUUGGUGUGACGUACACUGCUGUGAUUCAUCUGUUCACAUCUGCUUUCUUUAGAAACACUGUGCAAUUAGGAAUGUACUACAUGGUUAUUUGACAAUGUAGUGGAUUCUUUUGUUCAUACAUUUACAAACAUUCAAUAAAGUUCUGCACUUUUGGGCUUUAAA